AUGGUUUGCAAGUUGUUGGGUGAAGUGAAGUUCGACUCAUCGAAAGCAGACGGUCAGCUGAAGAAAACUGCUUCCAACGCAAAACUUCGGCGUUAUUUACCCGACUUCAAAUUCACUCCUUUCGAGCAAGCUAUCAAGGAGUCUGUCGACUGGUUCAUUAAGAACCAUGAUUCUGCUCGUCUUUAG
Messenger RNA from Cylicostephanus goldi, 186 nucleotides. Lineage: Eukaryota; Metazoa; Nematoda; Chromadorea; Rhabditida; Strongylidae. The record is from the annotation of a GenBank genome assembly.